Messenger RNA from Schistocerca serialis cubense, 1099 nucleotides. RefSeq lists its product as uncharacterized. The transcript is spliced from 2 exons. Lineage: Eukaryota; Metazoa; Arthropoda; Insecta; Orthoptera; Acrididae. Bases 26 to 772 code for a protein of 248 amino acids. The record is from RefSeq and is a predicted model, not a curated record.
UUCAGCUCAUUUUGAAGAGAAAUAUAUGUACCACACAAAUGUCCAGAGGCGCCUUUUGUCAAAAGCAGUACCUACUAUCUUUAACUUUCCAUCACAUUUACAAAAGCAAGAUAAAGUAUUACGACCACAACCCAGAAGGCGAUCUUUCGACAAUCUGCAAGAUAGUGCUGUUACAGUGACAUCAUUAGCACAAAUGCCUGUCGGACCCACAUCUGUUUCUGCUGACCACAAUUACUGUCUACCAAGCCCUAAGAAGUUGAAAACACAAUAUAACAGAGUACAAGUAGAGAAUGUGCGACUAAAGAAGCGGAUAAAGCAAAUGAAGCAACUUAGUGUACGACACAAAAGAAGAAUAGUGCAGUUACAGACUUUAGUUGCUGGUUUGAGAAGAAGGCUAUGUAGUUCAGUUUCUGAUAUGUUAAACAGUGAACAUGUAGUUGGUUUGUUGAAGGAGCUAUUGGAACUUCAGUGCAUUGCUAAAGUAUGCCAUUAUUCUCAGCAUAUAAGGAAAUUUGCCCUGACCCUACACUUUUAUUCUGCCAAGGCAUACAGCUCCUUACGAAAAUUUGUGAAAUUACCCCACCCAAGAACGCUUCGCCGUUGGGCAAUGUCAGUGGGUGGCCAUCCAGGUUUUACUGAGGAGGGUUUCACUAAAAUUGCCUCUGAAGUUGAGAAUAGCACAACCCAAAUUUUUGCAACAUUGAUGUUUGAUGAGAUGGCUAUUAAGAAGGACCUUGUUUGGGAUGGGGAAAAAAUAAGAGGCUGUGUAUAAUGAGACAGGUGACAAACAAAAUUAACUGUACUGACUGCUUAGAAGGUAUUUUUGCUUGUAUUGAGGCUAAAAGAACUGGAUUGAUUGCAGUGAAAGAUGUGAAAACCAGUUUAAUCAAUCCAACUAAUGAUGUUGUUAAACUUUGUAAUGUUGCUGAGAAGGUUUUAAGAAAUAAUGAGGACAUAAUCCUGAAAUGUCAGAAAAACUUUUUGUUGAGGCUCCAGACAGAAGUGUUGCAAUUGGUGAGAGGUUCCUUAUUUAUAAACAAUGAACAUCUUUUUACAGAAACUGAAUUUGGUGUAGAAACCCAUUAUGUUAAACUGAUAA